This is a messenger RNA of Cladophialophora immunda, 771 nucleotides long. RefSeq lists its product as uncharacterized. Gene Ontology annotation, molecular function: oxidoreductase activity, acting on the CH-OH group of donors, NAD or NADP as acceptor. The transcript is spliced from 2 exons. The record is from RefSeq and is a predicted model, not a curated record. Bases 1 to 771 code for a protein of 256 amino acids. Lineage: Eukaryota; Fungi; Ascomycota; Eurotiomycetes; Chaetothyriales; Herpotrichiellaceae.
AUGUCAGUCGACAACGAAAUCAAAGGCAGACUAGCCCUGAUCACAGGUGCAUCUGGAGGAAUUGGUGCCGGUUGCGCACGAGACCUUUACAAGAAUGGCUGUCACCUCGCUCUGACGUAUUCCAAAAACAAAGCCAAUGUCGACAACCUGAUCGCCGAGCUCCAAGGCGACUCGACCUCCUCCGACCUGAAGAUCUCCUCACACCAGGUAGACAUGGCAUCCACAGAAGAGAUGGAAAGAUUAUACAAAGAGAUUGAAUCACAGCAUGGCCACGGUCCGGACAUUCUGGUCGCCAAUGCAGGAUAUGGAAAGCGAGUGCCUCAGAUAGUGGACAUCACAUACGAAGAAUUCGACUAUACAAUUCUGAUCAACUUGCGUGCACCUUUUGUUCUGGCGAAACUGGCCGUCCCACACAUGGCGCAACAGAAAUGGGGACGCAUCAUCAUGAUGUCCAGCAUCGCUGGCUAUGGCGGUGGGAUCAACGGCUGCCACUAUGCCGCCUCAAAAGCCGGCCUCACAGGCAUGAUGAGGAAUCUAGCCAUCAAGCUCGCCAAGGACGGCAUAACGGUCAAUGAUGUGGCGCCUGCGAUGAUCGGUGAGACAGGAAUGAUUCCCAACGCGAAAUUCCUCGAGGGCACUCCCGGAGAUGUAAGGAAUAUUCCGGUCGGCAGACUGGGCACACCGCAGGAAUGUGCGAAUGUGGUGACCAUGUUGUGCAGGACGGGGUAUUUGACCGGACAGAGCAUUUUGUUGACUGGGGGACUGAAAUGA